Molecule: messenger RNA, 1458 nt
Organism: Capsella rubella
Lineage: Eukaryota; Viridiplantae; Streptophyta; Magnoliopsida; Brassicales; Brassicaceae
Product: putative actin-5
Exons: 5
Coding region: 87-1226 (379 amino acids)
Source: RefSeq, a predicted model, not a curated record
GUCCAAAGCAUUCUUGUUGCCGAGACGAGACACAAGAGAGCUAAGGAAGAAGAAGACGUCCAACAACAACAUAAUAUUUGAACAUAAUGUCGGACUCGGGACUAGAUGACGAAUUGGCUAUCGUGUGUGACAAUGGAACUGGAAUGGUCAAGGCGGGAUUCUCUGGAGAGGAUGCACCAAGAAGUGUAUUUCCAAGCAUAGUGGGUCGUGCAAGACACAGGGGAGUGAUGGUUGGAAUGGAUGCGAAAGAGUCCUUUGUGGGAGACGAAGCUCAAGCCAAGAGAGGUAUUCUUUCUCUUAAAUACCCAAUCGAGCACGGUGUUGUUAGCAAUUGGGAUGACAUGGAGAAGAUUUGGCACCACACUUUUUUCAAUGAGCUGCGUGUGGAUCCUGAAGAACACCCUAUACUUCUCACUGAAGCUCCUCUUAACCCAAAGGCCAACCGUGAGAAGAUGACUCAGAUCAUGUUUGAGCAAUUUGCUUUUCCUAGUAUUUAUAUUGGUAUCCAGGCCGUUCUCUCCCUCUAUGCCAGUGGUCGUACCACAGGUAUUGUGUUGGAUUCAGGAGAUGGUGUGAGCCACACGGUUCCUAUCUACGAAGGGUAUGCCCUCCCACAUGCGAUCAUGCGUCUAGAUCUAGCAGGCCGUGACCUAACAGAGUAUCUGACGAAAAUCAUGAUGGAGCGUGGGUACACAUACACCACAUCAGCGGAGCGCGAGAUAGUCCGAGACAUCAAAGAAAAACUAUGCUACAUAGCUAUCGACUACGAGGAAGAGAUGGAGAAGGCUACAUCGAGCUCGGCAAUCGAUAAAGCCUACGAGCUUCCUGAUGGUCAAGUGAUCACCAUAGGAUCUGAGAGGUUCAGGUGCCCUGAGGUUCUUUUCCAGCCGUCUAUGAUUGGAAUGGAAACCUUUGGUAUUCACGAGACGGCAUACAAUUCGAUAAUGAAGUGUGAUGUUGAUAUAAGGAAGGAGUUGUAUGGAAACAUGGUGAUGAGUGGUGGCACGACGAUGUUCCCUGGGAUUGCAGAUAGGAUGAGCAAAGAGAUAACUGCCCUUGCACCUGCAAGCAUGAAGGUUAAAGUUGCGGCUCCUGCAGAGAGGAAAUACAGUGUUUGGAUGGGAGGCUCCAUUUUGGCUUCUCUAAGCACCUUUCAACAGGAGUGGGUAACUAAGGCUGAGUAUGAAGAAAAUGGAGCGGCCAUUGUUCACAGGAAAUGCUUUUAAGUUUGUCAGCAAUGCUAAACAUACCAUUCAUGGUGAUGAGCGUUGUUUAUGCUCCUUUUCUUUUUUUAAUGCUUUAUUUUGGUAAAAUAAAUUGUUAUUAUGAGGUAUCUCAUUUCUUUUGUUUUUAUAUUUCUAUGUUGGUUAAUAAAGAUUUGUUGUUUAAUUUGGACUACAUAUUCCUUCAUUUUAAAAGGAAGAAUUAUAUAUAUAUGAACUUAGUACAACACACAAA